Molecule: messenger RNA, 1056 nt
Organism: Penicillium brasilianum
Lineage: Eukaryota; Fungi; Ascomycota; Eurotiomycetes; Eurotiales; Aspergillaceae
Source: the annotation of a GenBank genome assembly
GUUCGAGGGUUACCAUUUCCGGCGAUGGCAACAGCGUUCGAGACCGUCGGAUAUCAAAGCGGAUCCACCAUCGAAGUAGCUAUUGGCGAACCCCAUAAAAUCUCAACUCUAAGAAUCGUGGCGGUUAAGGGCAGUGUUUUCGUUUUCCGCUACUGCAAAGACUCCACCGAAGACGAUAUAUAGCUCUGCAUAAUCUGCAACAAUGGCCGUUCUUCUCGUCAACCACUACAGUCCUUUCGACAUUUCCAUUCUUUCUCUUGUUGAUUGCAACGAUCUGAUCACUCUCUUUCAGAUCCUGUCAUUCUCUUGUCUAUCUUUCUUAAAGACAUUCUCUUGAUUACCACAUACUGUUCUUUUCGACGUCGACUCCACAUACAAAAUGUUCUUCUCCAACGUCUUCAUCGCUAGCAUUCUCGCUGCCACCGCCGCAGCCCUGCCUCACCGUGUCCGUGACUCCAGCUCUAGCUCCAGCGGCAACGUCCAAUUCGUCAACAACAUGGGCACAGAUGUCUACCUCUGGACGACAUCCUCCGAGUCCGGCAGCAUGCAGACUCUCUCCUCUGGCGGUGGAACCCACAGCGAGGGAUGGCAGAUCAACUCCAACGGCGGUGGGGUUUCCAUCAAGCUCUCAACCACCCAGACCGAGGACAGCGUCCUUCAAUUCGAGUACACCGUCGACUCUGACACUCUCUACUGGGACCUGUCCUCUAUCAACCUGGAUUCGUCUUCCGAGUUCAUCAAGAGUGGCUUCUCAGUUAAGCCUAGCGAUUCGAGCUGCAAAACUGCUACUUGUGAGGCCGGCGACACCAACUGUGCCGAGUCUUACCAACACCCUGACGAUGUGAACACGCUCUCCUGCUCGGUUGAUGCGCAGUACGUCGUCACUUUGGGAUAAAUGUCCCGUUCCAUUCUUUCAUGCUCGAAUACCAAAGAAGUCGUUUUUUUCCCAUCAUCAUGGUGCUAGCGGUAGAAGAUAUACAUAGAUUUGCACGAUUAUAGAUUUUCAUGACAAUAAAGUUUUGCCUACGGGCGAAUCUCUCUCAUUUCCAACAUCAU